Messenger RNA from Homalodisca vitripennis (glassy-winged sharpshooter), 1296 nucleotides. RefSeq names its product pre-mRNA-splicing factor 38A (gene Prp38). Lineage: Eukaryota; Metazoa; Arthropoda; Insecta; Hemiptera; Cicadellidae. The coding region runs from base 82 to 1215 and encodes 377 amino acids. The record is from RefSeq and is a predicted model, not a curated record. The transcript has a single exon. Gene Ontology annotation, cellular component: precatalytic spliceosome.
CUGUGUCUUGCGUUGGUUUGUGUUCGUCAGUCAACGCUCAACAUCAGUUUAGUAAGUUUAGUUUGUUUUGUUUACUUCAAAAUGGCUAAUCGUACAGUGAAAGACGCAAAAUCAGUAAAAGGUACUAAUCCGCAGUAUUUAAUAGAAAAAAUAAUCAGAUCAAGAAUUUAUGAUAGCAAAUACUGGAAAGAAGAAUGCUUCGCAUUGUCAGCGGAGCUAGUUGUGGAUAAAGCUAUGGAACUGAGAUACAUCGGAGGCGUAUUUGGAGGUAACAUAAAACCAACACCAUUUCUGUGUUUAACCUUAAAAAUGCUUCAAAUUCAACCAGAAAAGGACAUUAUUGUGGAAUUUCUGAAGAAUGAAGACUUUAAAUAUGUGCGUGCGCUUGGAGCAUUUUAUAUGAGGUUAGUUGGUACUUCAUUGGACUGUUACAAAUAUUUAGAACCUUUGUUUAAUGACAGUAGAAAACUCAGGAGGCAGAACAGACAAGGUCAGUUCGAGUUGGUUCAUAUGGAUGAAUUCAUCGAUGAACUAUUGACAGAGGAAAGGGUGUGUGAUGUUAUACUACCCAGAAUUCAGAAGCGACAUGUCCUUGAGGAAAAUAAUGAAAUAGAAACCAAAAUAUCAGCAUUAGAUGAUGAUCUGGAAGAUGGAAUGGAGACAUCAGGAGAUGAAGAGGAAGUCGAAAUGGAACCACCUAAAGAUACAUAUUCACUAACACUUGAUACACAUAGAUCCAAGAAACGAGAAGAAAACAGAAGAUCUCCAACCCGAAGAGGAAGGUCAGCAGAUAGAGAAAAUGCCAAAGAGAGGGAUAGAAAACACAGAGAGAAGGAACGAGAAAGAGUUAAGAGUGAUAGAGACAGAGGCCAUCGGAUGGAUCGUGAAAGAAGUCGGAGUAGAGAAAAAGAAAGAAGACAUCGGUCAAAGACUCCCCCUGUUCGACCAAGUCACAGAGAUAAAGAAAGAGAAAGAGAACGGGAGAAAAAAUCAAGAAGAGGUGAUCGAGAUCAAGAUAGAGGCUAUGACAGGGAGUUGGACAGAAACUUUGAGAGAGAUCAUGAUAGAGGUUAUGACAGAGAUCACGAUAGAGGGUAUGAUAGAGACUAUGAUAGGGGUUACGACAGAGACUAUGAUAGAAAUCAUGACAGAGACUAUGAAAGGGACAUGAAACGGAAGGAAAGGGAUCGUGAUAGAGAUAGAGUAAGAUAUUAAAAGUGUAUGUACAUAAGUGUAAGAUUGUUUUAUAUAUCAUAUCUUAAAAAUAAAAGUCUUCUGUUUGUGUACAAAUUAAAA